AGGUGGAUGGUGGCUAACAAUGAAAUACAAGGUAUGCAUUUUGUUCCAUUUGGGACUCGUCAGCAGGGUGUACCUGCAUCCCAGAUUUGAUGUGCUAGCUUCGAGUCCCAGAGUGAACAUUAACUCUGGUAUACAGGCACAUCCAGUUGACGAGUCUUAAGUAAAACGUGGUGCUUGUCGAGGCAAUCUGCACAGGAUCCACAUAUUUUAAAAAGAGACAGAUCAAUUGGAGAUAUCAACAUCAAUGUGAAGAUUCAAACAAUCGAUACGAAUAAGAAAAUGUAUGAGCAAUCAUAGAUGAUAUCAUUUACAAUCUCUCACUAUUUGUUAUGUUUCACAGUGGCUUAUAAAUGUGUAUCCAUAUACUCGGUCCGGUCCAGUGGCUGAUGCGUUUUUUCUACUAAAAUAAUCUCCUAACUUUCUAAGCGCUACGCCUUCAUUUUUAUUCAAAAAAAUCUUAUCAUGUAGGCGUUCAGCUGCGGUAAAAGUAUUUUUUUAUUACUGUAAUAACUUGAAACAUGACUGGUUUGUUAAGGUUGUGACUUGAGUUAAUUACUGAUCUCUAUAACUGUGAAUUACAUUUGUCUGUCUCCUACAGAAUACAACGGAACAGGACUGCUUUUGUUGACGCAAUGAAUAAAAUAAAAUUGUAGAAUGGAUUGAUUUAUUCGCCAACCACUAAGUAAGUGACAUUCAGGGUUCAUAAACUACCUAUCAUUUUAAAUGUUCUGGUCAAUAAUAAAUGUGAAUGUAUUGAACUAGUAGUUAAGUCAACUGUCUAAUAUCUGCAUAUAAAAUUUGUAGUAUAAAUGAAUUCACUGAGAAAUAUAAUUCACCACUAAAUUAUCUGUUUGUUUUAUUCUUGACAAGUACCAUAAUACCUGUUUUUAUUUGUAAACGGCUCGUAUUUUCCAUCUGCUAAUAUUAAGUUAUGAAAAUAAUUAGUUUGUGUUGAUAUAUAUGCACCCUGAGCAGAUAGGUUCAGUAUUAUGAUUUACAAAACUUACAAAGUCCACAUAGGACACACAUUCGUCCCAUUUUAGACUCAUCAACUGGAAUGUAUUUGGAUCCCAGUACCAAUGUUCAUGCUGAAUGAGACUCAGUUUCUUAGUGGACAACGGGUUUGUGUUCGGGACUAAAUACAAUGGGUUCGGGUCGUAGUUUCAAUAUAAGCACUGUGAUACUGGUACAUUCAGGCACCUGCAGUGUUGAUUCACUCGGUCCAAUUACCGGGUUACAAUUUGGCAUGGUAGGUACAUUUAAUAGCUCAGGUGGACAAUGUUGUUUUGUUCGAUGGUUUAGUUAAGCUGUCUACCUCAGAGGAUGAAAUACCAAAUUGCAACCUGAUCGAUAGAAUUUGAUUAACAAUAAAGGAAUAUACAAGCAUGAAACCAGGCACUUUUAAGUGAUUGAUCAAUUCUAAAUAUUGUAGUCCACUAGGAGAUCAGCCGUGAUCCAAAUAUCUGAGUGAAAAUGUCUCAGACUGGGACGCUGGGUAAUCGUACAAGGCGCAUUGGUCACCUGAAGCUCGCAGUUGCAACAGUCCCAGGAUUUCCCGUCGACUACCUUCAACCACACGGCAUUUUUUUGUUCUAAUUUAUAGAUAAUGCAGUAUACAUAACGGUUUUAAAGAAUAACUGCACAAUAUAUCCACAUGAACAGCCUGCUUCCUAAAAUAAGUUUCAGAUCAUUGUAUAGUAUUCUUGAGUAAAAAUGAAUUUUUCCGACCCGGUAAAAUUUUGCUGCAAUAGUAAUAUUGAAAAUUGAAAAUACAGUCGAUCUAAUCAAGUUUUAUAGAUUUUAUAAUACUAAAAAUACGACAGUGACUAAAUUGUACGUAUCUUCAAGAUCCGUUUAAUACAAUGUCUUUCUUCCUAAAGCUUUUUAUAAGACUGAUCUCUAGAUAAUUGUAAACAGUACUGUUGUUGACCAGGAAAAUACAUGGAAUAAUUAUACUUAGCACUAGCUGUGAUUAUAAAUUUUAUUAAUCACAUAAGCAUUCAGUACAACUAAACACUUAUAUAGAAUGUGAUACAUCAAAACAAAACAACAGAUUUGUUGAGGAAGUAGUCGUAUAAUUAAUAAAGAGAAAUAAACAAGUAUAGGUUGAUGGAUAAAGCAUAUAAUUUUGUUUAAAUUUGAAAAAGAUAAGUUUCAUUUAAUUUUAGAGUAUUCAUGUUACUUAUGUGAGGGAUGUAAUAAGAAUAAUAGCAUUAUUGUUACUAGUUUUCAUUCUGAACAAUAUCUAGUACACAUCUUAAUACAUUGAAUAGUAUAAUCUCUAUAGUAAUCCAAUCAGUGCGUUAUAGUGAACUAAAUAGGAGUAUUAGUCCCAAACAUCUAUCUUUUAUUCUAAAUCAAUAAUGAUAAUGAUUAGUGCAAAAGAGAACGUUUAUUAUAAAGAUUUUAAUUGAGUAUAUUUAUUAGUGUAUUCUAGACAAAAGUUUUAUGUGUAAUGACACAAUGUAUAAUGUUUUUUUUACAGCUAAAUACGAAUUGUAAAUCAUAUUUCUAUCUUCUUGGAACUAGAUAUAAACACAAUACAGAAUGGUACUAAUGUCGAAUAUACUUUACCCAAGAAUUAGAGCUUCCUAUAAUUUAUAAUUCUUAACAUUAAUCAUACAGUAUUUUAAAGCAUGUGCAAAGUCUUGUUUCUACAGUUGAAGAGGGAUUUGAGUAAAUGCUCAAUCGGUAAUUAUUCGUGCAUUCAAUGAUGAUGUAUAUUUUAGUUUGACCAGUGAUUGGGAAGAAAAAUAUACAAAAUUCAAUAUUGUUUAUGAGUAGUCGAUUAAUCAUUUACGGAUUCCAUAAUCCAUUUGAAUGACUAGCAUUUACUUUGAAUGAAGUUAUAAAUUGCGUUUGGAACUGGGUGUCACUGAAAUACAGGAUGUAUACAUGAUUGUCUAUUGGACUCAACUGAAUAUUCUUUCCUUAUUUUUUUAAUUUUUUUUUGUUUCCCCAAUUAUUUCUUUAAAUACUAGACGGUUAAUUAUCUAUAUAUGUUAGGCUACGGACUUACGGUGGACUACUCGCCAUUUAACAGAUAUCGAGUAUAAGGAUUUUCUAUUUUUCAUAUUUAUCAAUUGUGAACAGAUAACUUGGUAUUGCUUAUGGUUGUUAGCAAUAGAAUUUCGAGAUUACUGUCUCAUCUUACUGAUUAUUCUACAAUCUUUACCUGACUAUGUCAAAAGUUUCCAUCUUAUUUUAUUUUCUCUAUUCUUUUUUAAAGCAUUGAAUCUUAGUUUUGAGGUUUAUUUACUUUAAAAAUGUCAGAAGUUGUAUAUUUCUUAAAUCAAUCACUAACUACAUGUUCAUUUAGAGUAUAAUCCACGACUGAUAAAUGAAAGUCUAUUUGUGACUGAAAAUUAUUUUAAUUUUUUACGAAAUGGUUUUUUUUCAAUAAGCGAUUAAUGAAUUUUAUUCUAGUUAAAGUCAGAUUAUAUCAUGAAAUAACAUUAAUUGAGGGACCUUGGAAAACUAUAGAGAAGGCUCAAUAACUGCCUUUCCUUGGCUUUAAAUUUGUUAACAGUCUGCACUAGUUGUACACAGAUUCGACUCCAUGAUUUAAGUUAUCGAUUUGGCUACGGAACUUGAAGCUUGUCGGUGUAAAUCACUCUUAGUUGAUCUAAAUGUCUUCACAACUUAAUUUCUGUUGUAGUCCUGAUUCAUUAAUGCUCAAUUUUGUAUUGAUCCUUAGAUAAAGGUUAUCGUUAAUAAACUAAACCGAUAACUUGUUCAUGACAAUCGAAUUGCUUUGACUUAUUCAAUUUCAGCAUAACUAAGUGCAUGUUUUUUCUACAUCAUAUCAGAUAAAAGACAGAAAAAUUCUAAAUGAUUGUUUAAUACAAUUAUGGCUGAAUGACAAGACGAUGUUUGAAAGCAUGAAGUAAACAACAAAGAACAAAGAUAGAAAUACAGUUGACCAAAAAUUGAUUUAAUUAUGUUGACACACAUAAUUUGAUCAAUAUGUGAGAUUUUUUCCGGACAAAUAUACCAUUCGCUUAUAGUUAUUGAGUUUUUGUAUAAAUGUAGUGUACAACUUUGGUUUUGUAUUAGAUCCUAUGUUUCAAAAUGAAGCAACUAACUAGUAUCUAAUUUCAUAAAUGUACACAUUUAGUAAUAAGCAAAAUAGUUUUUUUUUUGAAUUCAAGCAAUCAAUGUGAAUGUCUUAUGGUAUACUUCGAAGAGAAAAUAUCCACUGUUUUCUGUCAGCACUUUUUAAAGUAUCUAAUAUCAACCUGUGAAAUAACCUCACUAUCCUAAAAUAAGAAAACACCAGUUACUUCUAGUUUUAAGCAUCAACUUCCAAAAAUUAUACUUUAUCUAAUAAGUUUUAAACAUCGAUCGACUCACUGAGUCAUGUUUAUUCAGUCACUUUUAGAUCUAGUUGAAUUCUAUUGAUUGACUUGCAGUACUGACCACCAGUUAAGGUGAUUUGACAUCGCAUACAUUAUGUUUUGAUUUUAAGAAGUUGGAGGUAGUCAGCUGAAAAUCCUGAACUUAGGUUUUGUGCUAAUUGACACUUGCCUAGUAUAACAUACCUUCAAUUUUAAACCAUCUAAUGCUUCCUGGUUGAUUCAUACCUGGAUCAUGCUUGACAUCUUAGUUUUAGUUAUAUCCUUGAGUGCAUCAUAGAGAAAGCAGUUGGAAACGUUUCAGUUCCAACCUUUUUUUUCAUAGACUUAUUUAUUUGAUGAUAAUACUGAUUGGCAAUUUACAAUGUGAUUAAAUGAAACGGUUAUCCAAUAUUCUCGUUUUUUCACCAGUUUACUAGUGUUGAUUUUAUUUUUGAAUUUUUUAUAUACCAUUAUUAUUGUUCAAUUAUGUCUUGGUUUAUGUACCUGUUAGUGUCUUUGUAACGAAAGAAAACUUAGAUGGGGAUAACCAAUUUAUUGUUUAACACAAAAUUACAGAGCUCUUUUGUAAACUGUGAAAACCAUGCAUCAAAUACUUCGUUUGCAAAUCCUCCACCAAUUGUCUCAAACUUCUUCAUUCCUUCAUUGAUAUUACAACUACUCUCUGUUCCUGUUCUCUUCUCUUCGAUCUUCUAAACAUUCUGCUGCCAUGCACUUGUGAUUUGUCUGUCAACAUAAGUAGCGUACACUAAAUAUGUUCUAUCGUUCAAUUGUAUAGGUUAUAUAUGGUUAAAAAACAAUGAAAAGCAAUUCAUGAAAGAUAUUUCUAUAUAGACAAUUUCACUUUGGUAAUUAUGUGCAAAUGUUUUGGAGAAAGUGGUAAUCUAGAAUAAUGUUUAUUUAUCUUAAAAAAUGACAAGUGUUUUGGAAAAAAAUUUCAAAUAUAAGACAGCUAUUUGUGAUUUAUUAUUCCAAUUUCAACUAUUAUUAAGGAGUACGCGGGUUCUAAGUUGUCUAGUCAACUUGCAAACACUUUUGACCAUGUAUAAUUUACCAGUUUGAUUAUAUUUUAGUCAGAGAGUUGCAUGAAGCAACCAAUAUUUCGUUAUGUUUUUGUAUUUCAGUGUUGUACAAAAGAAGAAAAGUUUCUAGAAAAUGAAAAUUGAUGUCGGAAUUUAUGUAUUUUUACAACUAUACAAAUGGAUGGAUUACCAGAGUGAAGUGAAUAAAUCGUUUAAAAAAAAGUACUCAGAAAUGAAGCAAAGAAAAAUUAUCCAAUUAAGUAUUGAAAAUUAAUCUCACUAGAAUAGCACAAGAUUUAGAAUUGUAUCCUUUUUAAAUAGAACUUGUACAUUUAGAAAGAUACAAUUGUGUCAAUCUCGUAUACACUAUCCUAGAGUCUAAAUAUAUUGUCAUACCAUAAUGAGUUUUCAACCAGCAUCAUCGUCGUCAUCAUCACCAUAUUAUUCAUCAGAUGUAUCAAAUUCGAAUUAUUUAACUCAUACUAACACUGAUUUAAGCGAUAAUCAUGUUGAUAGAGAAUAUUUUCAGCAAAAAAUUUAUUAUUAUUUGAAUGAAUUACGUAAUUUUGUUCAACAAGCUCCUUUUGAUAUUCAAACAGGAAUUUCGGAAGAUAUGAUCACACAAUUAGCGCAUAUAUUAGCAGAGGGUAAAAUAUUUCCAACAGUUUCUGAGUUAGUCAGUAGUCAACGUGUAGAAGAACAAAUAUUGCAUAAACAAUUGAUUGAUUUACGUGCUGAACAAUCUGCUUGUCGAUCUUCUUUAAGACGAAAACAUAAAGAAGAAAUGUCUAUGAAUGCAUCUCGACCACAUCAUCUACCGGUGUUACAAAAAGAACAUGAACAAGAAAUGCACCGUUUAGUGAAAAAUCAAACUGAUGCUUUACGUAAUCUGUCAUUAAGAAUAUUGGAUUCAUUAGAUGGACGUGUUGUUGAACAACAGCUAACUUUAGAACGUAUAGGUGUCCCAGCAUUUCUUCGAACAACAAAUGCUCAGAUAAUACGUAUUCAAAUGAGAAUAUUAGAUUGGAUUGUACGUUUAAGUCGUCGAUCAUUACCACAAUCUUCAAGUUUAUCGAAUCCUGAAACUAUAUCAUCUACAUGGCCUCCAUGA
Schistosoma mattheei is the source of this 6488-nucleotide messenger RNA. NCBI's taxonomy places the organism in Eukaryota, Metazoa, Platyhelminthes, Trematoda, Strigeidida, Schistosomatidae. The record is from the annotation of a GenBank genome assembly.